AUGGCUGCUCACCUUGACCUUCUCUUUCAAUACUCUUCUUCUUCAUUUCUUCCUCUUUCUCAAAUUACUCGACACGGGCUGACUCCGAACAGUUUAAGCCCUAUGCAAACGCCGGACGUUGUCGACGACGAUGACUCGUGGGAAGUCAGGGCUUUCGCUGAGGACACCGCUGAUGUCAUGGGAACUACUUGGCCUCCUAGGUCUUACACUUGCACUUUUUGUAGAAGAGAGUUCAGGUCUGCUCAAGCCCUAGGUGGUCAUAUGAAUGUUCACCGUCGCGAUCGUGCUCGGCUCCAUCAAGCCCCGUCGAACGCAAUCAAACCCUUUUCCUCCUCCUCCUCCUCUUCUUCUUCUUCUUCUUCUUUGACCUCAAAUUCUUUCAUCAUCCCGGCUCAUGAUUUUAAUGGUGGAGGGUUGUGUGUUCUCUACCCAUUCCCAAACCCUUACAACAUUCGCUCACCCUCUUCUCUUUUCUCUAUGUCCCAUCAUUCCUUCAACAACUUCAUGCCCUCUACCUCGGCCUUUCCGAUUCGUAAUCACCGUGCCGGAGCGAGUAGUUUCCCUCAAUCCUUGAGUGAUGAACAAGCCAUGGAAAGUAGCAACCAAGAGGUUGAUCUAGAGCUCAGGCUUGGACAAGCUCCUUCAACUCAAACUCUCAUGGAAAAGGGACACAAAAUCUCUAAUUUUGAAGCUGCGUGUCUGAGGAAGAGAUCAUCAGAUUGAUCAAUUUGUAAGCCAAUUUCUUUUUCUUUUUCUUUUUCUUUUUCUUUUCUUUUGGGGGGUUAAGUUUUUCCUGUUUGGGAUUGAAAUAAAAUUCAAAAAAAUAAAAAAAAAUAAAUAAAUAAAGGAGGGGAUUUUAAUUCUGGAAGAAUCUUAUUGGGAAGAAAAAGAAAAAUUAGGGUUUUGAGGUAAGGGACUGAACAAGAAAGUGUGCAGUGGAAUGUCUUUUUCUAGGUUACAGAUUUCAAGGUAAAAGUAAGCAUCCUGAGCCUACAUUUCCGUGGGGAUUAUUACUU
Molecule: messenger RNA, 1016 nt
Organism: Cucurbita maxima (winter squash)
Lineage: Eukaryota; Viridiplantae; Streptophyta; Magnoliopsida; Cucurbitales; Cucurbitaceae
Product: transcriptional regulator SUPERMAN-like
Exons: 1
Coding region: 1-723 (240 amino acids)
Biological process (GO): virion attachment to host cell; viral life cycle; cell adhesion
Source: RefSeq, a predicted model, not a curated record